AUGGCACACGACACACGGCACGCACGUGUUCCGUGGCACAAGGUCCGCGGCACUCCACGGUAUAGACGGCACAGCCCAGAAUCGGAUGUGGCGUCGUGGCACAAGGUCCAUGGCACACAGUUGGUGGCAAACGGCACACGGCACACGGCACAGGUCCAAAACGGCACAGUCGAAAAACGGCACGCGGCACACGGCACAGAGGCACGACACAGCCAUGUUGGUGCCAGAACGGCCAAAAUCGAAGGUUGGACGGGAAGUCGGUCGUUGGAAAUUCUGGAAACGGCACGCGGCACAACGGAACGCGGCACAAACGGCACAAUCCAAAAACGGCACAGGGCACAGUCAAAAACGGCACAGCUGAAAGUGGGUGUGCCGUGGCGGAACGCGGCACGCGGCACAGUCGCGGGGGACGGCACAGCACGAAAACGGCACACGGCGCACAAAGGCCCGCAAUAUAUGGUCCACAGACGCCUGGAACAGCCCACGGGCUACCAAUAUACCGCGCAUAUAUUUUAUUUUGAAAAGACGACCCCGCUAUUCCUAACAAUCCCGGUCCGCCACGUAGUAUUUUCGGCAGAUUCACAAACCUUCACACGUGUUUCGAUAUAUAUAAAUAAGUCAACCCUCAGGGUGAACGAGCCCCUACCCCCUGUGUUACUGGUACAGUCCGGUAGGCGCCUGCUCCACUGCCGCCGCAGGUAUAUCAACUUCGAGAUUCCGAAGCUUGAGAAAAUCCCACCAAGUCCGUAA
Molecule: messenger RNA, 750 nt
Organism: Nannizzia gypsea CBS 118893
Lineage: Eukaryota; Fungi; Ascomycota; Eurotiomycetes; Onygenales; Arthrodermataceae
Exons: 2
Coding region: 1-750 (249 amino acids)
Source: RefSeq, a predicted model, not a curated record